UACUUAAAGGUGACACCACUGAAAGUUAAUGAGUUCCGUUGGCAUUCAAAGGCAACGCUUAGGGCUGCAUCAGGUUAGCCUUUGUUUAUUUUACUGUUUAUUACAGAAAAGUUUUAUUUUAAUUUUGGAGAGCUCAAAAUUUUUAGUACAUAUACAAAAAAAAUAAAUACAAGAAAAUACCUUCAGGAUCCGUACUGUGUGGAAAUCAGAAACAAUAUGUGUGAAAUGAGAGAUGAGAAUUUUGUGGAUUUUUCAACUUCCGAAUCAACUUCUGAAUCAAAGUCAACGACUGCAAUCAGCACGGCGCCAGCGAUCGUCCAAAUGUUAAUGACGCCCAAAGCCAGGGAUGCAAACAAGCCGGUUAGUCCCACGGAACACUUGCGUAAAAUGAUGCCCCAACAGGAUCCCAAUGUAUUUCGCUUGCAGAGAGAUUUUAACAGUCCCAGCGCUUCCUUGCGCACUCGCGCCAUUCGUGCUUUAAACUGUCCGAACAAAGCCUACACCAAUUUCGAUGUUCCCCAUGCUGAGCAGAGCAUAAUCACAGAGGAAGAACGCAAUCCCAAACCGGCGCCAACACUCGCCGAAAUUCUUAAGGAUGUGAUUAUCUAUGUGGAAGUGCGCACGGGCAAUGACAAUCGCUCUGAGGGAGUCAAGUCCGUCAUUGCCAAGCUGGGCGCCCAGGUCAAUGAUCGCCUAUUGCGCAAUACUACACAUGUUGUCUUCAAGGAGGGUUUGUUAUCCACAUAUAAACGCGCUCAGAACUGGAAUAUACCAAUUGUGUCCAUAUUGUGGAUUGAGGCGUGCAAGGUCCAACGACGAAUCUGUGAUCCCAAACAGUUUCCCAUCAGCAGUAUCCAUAAGUAUGAGCAUCCUGAGCUGUUCGGCAAAAUAAAGCGCGUACGUUGUUUGCAGUCCGAUUUCGAGCCGAACCAACGGCGCAAGCGGCCAGUUACGCCCACCACCGAUACUACGGAUCAGGAGAAUGAUAAAAAUGGACCGACAGCAUUAACACCAACAUCCACGCCCAAUAAUGAAAUUACACGCUACUUUAAGCCAUUGAGCCAGAAUAAACAUCUUGUUGAUGACGAGGUCACGGAUUCACCAGGGACCAAAUUAAUAAAUAGAAUCACCAAUGGAUUCUUUACACCGCAAAGAGUUCAAUCCAAGCAAACUGACAACAGCACACCAAGUGCCAUUCCCAAGGAAGUUGAUUUAAAUGGCAUGGGUGACACUCCAAGGGAAAAGUCAAGAGCACAACAGAGUUUAAGCUUCAAGGACAAGGGCAAACCUGCAGAAAGACCAAGGAGCAGCUCCAUUGGUGUGGAGCCAGCACAUGUAUCCAGAACCCAGGUGCGCACCACUCGACGCAGCAGUUCAGUGCAUGCAGUGGAGCUCUCCAACCCCAAAGUGCAAUGUGAGCCGCGAAUGACGCGACGACGCAGCUUAAUGACCAUGUCGAAUAAAGAGGACGAAGUGCCUCAAACGCCACCGCAAUCUGUGGAGCCGGCUGAACGCCGCACAAGUCGACGCAGUUCCUUGCAACACACUCCGCGACCAGCGGUUCAGGAUGAGUUUCAGUCACCAGCUCAAAGUGAAUCCAGGAUCAUACGUCGUCGUAGUUUAUCACGGAUUUCGAGUGUAGAGCCCAGCACACCAAGCCUGCUAAAGAAGCCUUCAUUUCAAUCGAUUGCUGAAGAGCCAGUGGCAGAUACCUCAAUGGGCAACAAAACCAACUAUGUGCAACAAAUGAUGGAAGUGAGUCCGUCCUAUGCUCACAUCAUUUCCAAGGCAAAGGGACGCCGUACAUUGUACACCAGCGAUCACAUGGAUAUAAGCGAAGUGAAUGAUGAGAAUGUGAAUCCUUAUCUAGGACGCAGGAGCUCCAAUUACAUGCUGGCAGAUAGAACGUCGCAAACAUCUCGCGAGAGCUUUGUAACUACCAAAACAUCGCCUGACAGCUCCGAAGGACAAACUCCGGUGCCCAUUUUUAGCUCCACACGCUUGCCCGGCAGCGAAGGCUCCAAUCGUCGGCGCAGCAUCUUUAAUGUGGACAUGGAUGUGAUUAACGAGCGCAUAAAUCAUAUCAACAGUACUUCCAAAAGACGCUCAUUGGCCUUGGUAACUGAGCUGGAGAUUGCCGAACCUCGUCCCUUGGCGCCACUGCAGGCGGUGGCUGUGGAUGCAAUCAAGGAACAGGAAUCGACUACACCGAAAAUGCGACGACUUUUUACACCCAAUGAGGAGGUUAUUGUGACGCCACCAAAGUCCAGCAAAAAACCACGUCUUAGUGUCAGCGGUAGUACAUCUUCCAACAGCACCUUAAAGCGUCGACGCACUUUGGCCACGCCAAAACCAACAGCAGCAGUUGGACCCAAUGUGCAACAGGAUUGUGAGAUUGAGAUUAGCAAUGAAAGUGACUCCGUUAACGACAGCACAUCGGAGCAGCCAAUCAACCGAAAAAGGCAUUCAAUGAAGCGACAGGUUGUAAUGCACACUUUAGUGCACACCAACAUGCACAAGGAGCAGGUGCAGGUCAUCCACAAGGCAAUACGUAAGCUGCGUGGAAUGCGAUUGGAUCCAACAGUUACCAAGAAUACCACUCACCUGGUUAGCCUGGAGCCACGUCGUACUCUUAAUCUGUUGCGUGGUCUAAUGCGCGGUGUUUGGAUUGUCAACUACAAAUGGAUUCUGGACUCGAUGCGAGCCGGUAAAUGGUUAAACGAGGAGAAAUAUGAAUUAACUUCGUUCUCACGUGCCAUUGAGAUUUGUCGCACCGAACGUCAAGCUUUUGGCAUAUCCUAUCGCUGUGAACUAUUUCGCUAUAUGGAAACCUUUUACGUGUCAUCUCUGUGCCGACCUAUAACAUUCAAUAACAUAAAGGAGCUGCUGUUGCUUGGGGGCGCUAAACUGACUGAGAAUCGCUAUAAGGCCAAGUUCAUUGUUGGCGAUAAGAGACGCGCUGAAGACGAUCGUAUAUAUUUGACUCCCGCUUGGGUCUUGGACAGCAUAACGGCAAUGCAAGUCCAGAAAUUCAGUAAAUAUUUGAUGAAAAGUGCCAUAAUAACGCCCUAUGGCAUUCGAUAUGAGGAUCCGCAGGAGGAACAAGAGAGGCAUCAUCGAAAGAGCUUGAAAGUCUGCUAUAAAGAUCCGGUUCUGGUGAUCAACAAAUAAUUCAUAUACACUUGCUGCUUGUGUUUAAAUAGAAAUUUACGUCGUCUAGUU
Drosophila innubila is the source of this 3222-nucleotide messenger RNA. Its product is annotated as microcephalin. The transcript has 9 exons. The coding region runs from base 217 to 3171 and encodes 984 amino acids. Gene Ontology annotation, biological process: mitotic cell cycle. The record is from RefSeq and is a predicted model, not a curated record. Lineage: Eukaryota; Metazoa; Arthropoda; Insecta; Diptera; Drosophilidae.